Messenger RNA from Ustilago hordei, 1233 nucleotides. RefSeq lists its product as uncharacterized. The transcript has a single exon. Lineage: Eukaryota; Fungi; Basidiomycota; Ustilaginomycetes; Ustilaginales; Ustilaginaceae. The coding region runs from base 1 to 1233 and encodes 410 amino acids. The record is from RefSeq and is a predicted model, not a curated record.
AUGACCGCCGCGCUCUCAGGCUACCUCCUGGUCCCAGCCACCCCGGCCCAAGACCUGAUCGCUACCAAACGCGAACAUCUGGAAUGGGGAGCUCCCCUCCUAACUGAAGACCAGUUCAUAACGCGCGAGAAAAGCGUUCUCGACGGCACCGAUUUCUCUCGCAACCGUCGUCAACGUUGGGUCCUUGUCCCCGCGGACAAUACUACCACUCAGGAUUUUCUUUCUGCUUGCGAGACUUAUCGUCGCCCCAUCCUCUUCAAGCGUCCAGGCAAGGGGCGAGUGGAGAGCGGGUGGGGAUAUAGUGUCUGCAGUGUUUUUGUACCUGAGGGGAAAAGGAGGAUGGGGUAUGCGGGGCAGAUGAUGACUCUUUUACGAGAGAUUUUGAAACCGAAGCGGGCAGCGCGGCCGGGCGACUUGGUUGAAGGCUUAGAUGAGCGAAAAGGAGAGUUGGGUGAGGAUCGUCGGUAUGGUAGCAAUGCAACUUUGAGUUUUUUGUACAGUGAUGUAGGGGAAUACUAUAAGAAGUUCGGCUGGCAAGUUGUCGGCAAUCGACACGUUGAAUGGCCACCUCUUUCGGAAGGCGAUAGCCCGAUGCGCUUGCCGGAGGGUGCAAAGUGGUUAGAGCCGGAAGAAUUGCGAGAGGUUGGUAGGAUGGAUCGAGAAUUCCUCCUCUCCCAGCUUCAAACCCCUUCCUCCCCGGGAGAUGGCAAGAUAAGAUUCUGUCUAGAUGAUCCAGAAGCUACUUCCUGGCGAUGGCUCAUAAAGCGAUCCAGCUUCUACGCUACCACCCUCCUACCCGAAUCCGCUCCUAAACCGAAACACUUUGGCUUAUACCUCCCUUCCACCUCUGGCAAAGGGGAUGAAUCGUAUGCGGUAUGCAUCUUCGACCAUAUCGAGCGCAAAAUUUCCAUCCUCCGCUUCAGAUUCUCCUCGCCACAAGCAUUCCAGGUCUUGAUCGGUGCGAUUAGAGGCCAGGCGAGGCAAUUCGGGAUGAAGAAAUGCCUCGCAUGGAACCUAGACCUUGCUUCCCUCGGUGUCGAGCUGAGUGAGGACGACGAUCAGAAGUUGAAAGCGGGGGAGAAAGUGCAAGGGUACCAAGACAAGUUGAAAGGAGGAGUGGUUGUCGAGAGGCAAGGAAGUGGAGCUAGUUUGCCUGCGCUUGCUUGGUAUGCGGAUAAGCAAGAGGGGGAGGAUGUCGAGUGGGUCUGUAAUGAGUACGGCUGGUGGUGCUAA